GGACGGAGAUUACAAGACUAGUCACACCCAUCACAACCCCUUACACUUCUCUCUUUCUCGCCAUUGCAUUCUGCAUUGAUUGAGAGAGUAGGUAAGGAAAGAGUGAUCGAUAUAGCUCAAAAUAGAGAAGAUGGGAGAGAGUGCUGGAGCCAAGAACCACCACCACCAAGUCACUGACUUCUCCAUAGAAGUGCAGCACCAAGGUCCUUCCAAAUGCUUCGACGAUGAUGGCCGAAUCAAAAGAACAGGAAACAUUUGGACUGCAAGUGCCCACAUAAUAACAGCUGUGAUUGGCUCUGGUGUGCUGUCCCUGGCAUGGGCCAUCGCCCAGCUGGGAUGGAUAGCCGGGCCUGCUGUCAUGUUCCUGUUCUCCUUUGUAAUCUACUACACUUCCGCCCUCCUCGCCGAUUGCUACCGGUCGGGCGAUCCUGUCACUGGCAAGAGAAACUACACUUACAUGGACGCUGUUCGGGCCAACCUUGGUGGAGCUAAGGUUAAGAUAUGUGGUUUGAUCCAAUACCUCAAUCUGUUUGGUGUGGCCAUUGGUUACACGAUCGCAGCAUCGAUCAGCAUGAUGGCGAUCAAACGGUCCAACUGCUUCCACCAGAGCAGAGGAAAGGACCCAUGCCACAUGUCAAGCAAUCCUUACAUGAUCAUGUUCGGCAUCUCUGAAAUCAUCUUCUCUCAAAUCCCCGACUUCGACCAGAUUUGGUGGCUCUCCAUUGUUGCGGCUAUUAUGUCCUUCACCUACUCAUCCAUCGGCCUAGCUCUCGGAAUUGCCCAAGUCGCAGCUAACGGGAGCUUCAAAGGCAGCAUGACUGGAAUAGGCAUCGGUGCAGUCACCCAAACUCAAAAGAUUUGGAGGAGCUUCCAAGCCUUCGGUGACAUUGCAUUCGCUUACUCUUAUUCAAUAAUCCUCAUCGAGAUACAGGACACCAUCAAAUCCCCACCUUCCGAGUCCAAAACCAUGAAGAAGGCGACCCUCGUCAGCGUCGCCGUCACAACAGCCUUCUACAUGCUCUGUGGCUGCAUGGGCUACGCCGCGUUUGGUGACCAUGCACCCGGCAACCUCCUCACCGGCUUCGGCUUCUACAACCCCUUCUGGCUGCUCGAUAUCGCCAAUGCAGCAAUCGUCAUCCACCUUGUUGGUGCCUAUCAGGUCUACUGCCAGCCCCUGUUCGCAUUCAUAGAGAAGUGGGCCAUCCAAAGAUGGCCCAAGAGCGAAUUCAUCACAAGAGAUAUCCCGGUCCCAAUCCCCGGUUUCCGCCCUUUCAAACUCAAUCUCUUCCGUCUGGUGUGGCGGUCUGCCUUCGUUGUGGCCACCACAGUCAUCUCCAUGCUCCUCCCAUUCUUCAACGAUGUCGUCGGCAUCCUCGGGGCGUUCGGGUUCUGGCCACUCACUGUCUACUUCCCAGUAGAGAUGUACAUUGCCCAGAAGAAAAUACCCAAGUGGAGUACUAGGUGGGUGUGUCUCCAGAUCCUCAGCUUGGCCUGCCUCGCCAUCUCGUUGGCUGCUGCGGUGGGGUCCGUUGCAGGUGUGAUCCUUGAUUUGAAGACGUAUCGACCAUUCAAGACCAGCUACUGAUCACAGCUUCCGUUGCAUGCUAUAUGCGAAGAAGAUAGAAGAAAGAAAUACAUAAAUUCCCGCCAAUUGUCUAUAACAACCUUAGAUUGUCUUUGUUGUUGUCGUUGUUGUUUUCGUUGUUGUUGCUUCAAAUGCAAAAAAGAGAGUGGAUUCUGUACGUUGAAUUCGAAUAUAUGAAUAUGGAUCUUCUCUCCCCUUGUUAUUAUGGUUGUUGUUGCCGUUUUCAUACAUGAUUUCUACAAGGAUUGUUAAUUCA
Messenger RNA from Magnolia sinica, 1841 nucleotides. RefSeq names its product amino acid permease 3-like. Bases 131 to 1585 code for a protein of 484 amino acids. Lineage: Eukaryota; Viridiplantae; Streptophyta; Magnoliopsida; Magnoliales; Magnoliaceae. The record is from RefSeq and is a predicted model, not a curated record. The transcript has 7 exons. Gene Ontology annotation, cellular component: plasma membrane.